Molecule: messenger RNA, 3570 nt
Organism: Dromiciops gliroides (monito del monte)
Lineage: Eukaryota; Metazoa; Chordata; Mammalia; Microbiotheria; Microbiotheriidae
Gene: ATXN10
Product: ataxin 10
Exons: 12
Coding region: 32-1501 (489 amino acids)
Biological process (GO): neuron projection development
Cellular component (GO): cytosol
Source: RefSeq, a predicted model, not a curated record
CCUGAGCACCGGCCGGGCCCUAUCGAGGAAGAUGGCGGCGCCCAGUGAGGAGUCGGACUGUGCGGGCUUCAGCUUCGGGCCAGUGGAGGCGGCGCUAGCGGCGCUGGAAGCCGAUGAGGAGCCGGGCCGGCGGCUGGAGCGGCUGCGGGAGAUCAUGGAGCUGCUCCGCGAGCAGCAGCACCGAGAAACUGCGUCUGAGCGCAUCUUCCGCAGCAUCCAGCACAUCCUGGUGACGGCUUCCCGCGAGGUGGAGCUGGCCUGCCAGGAUGACAGCCGCCGGGCACAUCUGGAGCCCCAGCUGCAGCUCAUCGCCGAGUGCUUCCGCUGUCUGAGGAACGCCUGCGUGCAGUGCCCCGGGAACCAGGGCAUGAUCAGGAACUUGAAUUUGAUCGGCACCACAGUGAGGCUGAUGGAUUUAUUUCAGAAGCUAGACAUCGUGCAGGAAUCUCACUGGACAGCCUUCCGCUGCAGCCUGCAGUUCCUGGGAAACAUCUCGGCAGGGAAUGAGGCCUCACAGCAGGCCGUGUGGAGGGACGCCUUCCCAGAUCUCUUCUUGUACUGCCUCUGUCAUCCGGACGAGAAGGUUGUCGCUUACGCUUCCAUGAUCUUGUUCACAUGUCUGAGCACCGAGCGGCUGAGGGACCUGCAGACCCAGAACCUUGGCGUGGCUCUGAGGGUUAUUGAAGCCUACCGGAAGCAGCCCGAGUCUGAGUGGGCGUUCCUGAUCAUUUUAGACUACUUGCUGAAAAGCCCAGAACUGGUGAAAUCCAUGUACACCAAGCUGAGCCAUCCAGAAAGGGUGACACUGCUCGACCUCAUGAUAGCCAAACUCCUAGGGGAUGAGCCACUGACCAGAGAGGACCUAACCGCAUUUCUAAGUCAUGCUGAGUUGGUCGCAAGCAACUUCCAAGAAAAAUGCAAGUCUGUGCUGAAGCUAGCCUCAGCUGGGCACGAUAAUGAUGAGGAAGCCCUGGCUACAAUCAGGCUUCUCCAUGUCCUUUGUGAAAUGACCGCCAACUGUGAGCUGCUAGGCCCCUUACAAGCUUUCCCGGGGCUCCUCGAGACUGUAGUUGAGAUCUUACAGUUGACUCACCUGGCCGGGAAGCAGACCCCAAAUGUCUUCACAGCUACUGCUUGUAUGCGAGGUGAUGGGGAUGUCUCCAACCCUGCGAUGGGCUUCAAGUCACACCUCGUGCGCUUGAUUGGGAACCUGUGCUACAAGAAUACAAAAAACCAAGACAAGGUGUACGAAUUGGAUGGCAUUCCCCUGAUUCUGGACAACUGCAGUAUGGAUGACAACAAUCCCUUUUUGAAUCAGUGGGCAGUGUAUGCCAUAAGAAACCUGACUGAACAAAAUAAAAGAAAUCAAGAGCUAAUUGCCAAGAUGGAGGACCACGGCCUGGCAGAUACAGCUGUGCUUAAGAAAAUGGGUCUUGAGGUUGAAAAACGAGAUGGGAAACUCACUCUGAGAUCCACAAAAAAAGGUCCUAGUUGUGAAUAAUAGCAACACCUGACUCGUGGCGCCCUGGGAUUUGCCAUUCCUGCAGAAUGUGGAAUGACAAGGGUCUGAAGAGCAUCUGACCAGUUUAAAGCCCAAACCGUCUGAAGUUCGGGGAAAACGGGCCCCAUUGGCAAUGUGCCUGCAGAGGGGACAGUGGCCAUUUGACAUUUUGUGCCUUAGAGUUGCCAUAGACUUCUGCAUCUUCAGAUAAUAAAGUUUUCUGUUUGAGGAGGCUUGGCCCUCCUGUGGUCUAAGAUUUGGAUGUUUGCUUGCCCCCCCUCCCCCUUCCAAAUCUGGCCAACGCUCACUUCCAGGGAGCUGCUACAGAGCGGAAGAACCUAGCUCUGUUGUCCUUGCUGGCAGGGAAGGGUGGCCCCCAGAGAUCCAAGGGGCUGGAUUCAUGCCUCUGACCCCAAUGGGCUUUAGCGAAAUGGAGCCCCUGGAAAGUGAAGAGGUCGCUCCAAGCCAGCCACCCGUCAUCUGUUCUGCUCUACUGAGCUGGGACAGAAUACCUCUAAACGUUUUGCCUUUUAAAACUCCAAACACUUGGACCGAUUGCUUCUGGGCAAGGCUGACAGAUGAGGGAGCAGCGAGGUGCAGGAACAGAGCUCUGUCCUCAGGGUAAGCAGACAGGGGUUAAAAUUCCAUCUCCAACAAGAGUGAUUUUGGGCAUCGGAUCUGGAAGUGCCUUUGGAGACCACCGCUAGUAGCCCCUUUGUUUUAUGGAUAAGGAAGUGGAAGCCAAGGGCAAGGGACUGGCACAAGGCCACACUGCAGCAUGCAAAUGGGCAGAUUCAAACCCAAGUCUUCCAGUCUUAAUUCCAAAGGAUCCUGGCCCUUUGUCAUUCUAACUGCGUGAGCUGCCAUGCAAAUGCCUUCAGCUCUCUGAAGGUUUCCUCAUCUAUUAAAAAGGAAUAACCACCCCUCUUGGACGCACGCUCUCUCCCUCCCUCCCGAGGCUCGGCCUGGUAGCUGUGGGAGAAAAAGACAAGGAGGAAGGGCCAGGGCCGGUUCCUUAUUUCCCACGCCAGUCGCUGAUCCUGAAAUGAGCCAGCCGCCCAACCCUGACCACAGAUUGGACACCCCUCUCCGGGCUGUGCCGAAGCAGAAUAACUCCCGCCGCCUCGCUCCUUUUUCAGUAGCUGGGAGAAUCCCGUGAAAGCUUCCAGAGGCGCUAAAUGCUGGCCCCAGGGUAUUAACGCUUAGGAAGCACUUUCAAGUCCGCGGGGUUCCUCCCGAGGCUGAGAGGAGCGUUUUCGUCACCUCCAGGACAUUCUUUCAGGAUAGAAACCAAGGCAAAUAAAAACGCAAAGAAUUCCCUUCUGUUCUGAGGGCGCUGAGAGUUAAAAUCCACCGCACAAAACAAAUCGAGCUGGGAGCCUGGCCUGAGGAAAAACCAGUAGGGGGGCCAGAGGCGGGAGAGGGGGGGUCCCUUUUUUUUUCCUUUUUAACGAGUUUGCAAUUGACACUUUUUUUAGCCUCAAUGGUUGUCUGGCCACCAAUAGAAUCACGCGAACAUGGACUUAGAAACCACACAAUGGCCAGCACACAUCGCCAAAAGGGAAUCCUCUGGGAAUGAACGAGGGGGGUAAUAGUUCUGUGUUUUCGAACUAGGAAAUCGGGGGCUUUCAGAGUGAAAACAUGCUGAUGACUCUAUUGUGAACGGCUUUGGGUUCCCUGGGAUAGAUGAAUUCUGAGGAGACAACAGCUGCCCCGGCUCCCCCCGGGCCGUUGGAGCCCUGAGACCCUUGUCUCACACGCCAAUUCGCCAACAACAAAACGGGGAGGAGGCGAGGCGGGCGCGGCCUGGGAGACUUUGGGAAGGGUCAGCAUGGCCUCGCCAAGUCUUGUGACCGCCUUAUUGCUUUCAAGAGCUCACGGGCAAACAAGCCCCAUUUUGGAGCUUCCUUUAUUUUAAAAGCAACAGGGAAGAUGGAUUGUCUUCCUGGUAACGAAACUUCCCCUGCUCCCCCGCUGUCCCCCCAGCUGAUUGUCUUCUUACCACAUAUUCUCUUGUAACGUUGGGGCCGGUUCUCUCCUUUGCCUCCACCCCAUCACGUUAUGUCAUC